Messenger RNA from Paramacrobiotus metropolitanus, 1550 nucleotides. RefSeq lists its product as uncharacterized. Bases 254 to 1264 code for a protein of 336 amino acids. The record is from RefSeq and is a predicted model, not a curated record. The transcript has 3 exons. NCBI's taxonomy places the organism in Eukaryota, Metazoa, Tardigrada, Eutardigrada, Parachela, Macrobiotidae.
UUUUGCCGCUCUUGUUGAGACAUCUCUGGUCUCACCAAUCAGUACUGCAAAUCAGUAAGUACGAGUACUGCAAAAUUACUUAUGUUUUGCAUUUCCUCGCAUUGCAAAUCUGCUGUAAUCAGUCCGACGAGUUAAUUUGCAAAAUCAGGUUUCAGUCCUUAUACCUUUCCUGCGCUGAUCUACCGGCUGAUAAUUUUUUAAUCAGUCUGCGGCUUGUUAUUGUUCCGAGUUAUAGUGAAAGUACUUGUCAAAGAUGUCUGCUUCCGAAGGAGCCCAUGCUAAGACAUCCCGAAACCAUGAUGUUGUGGAUCUGAUUUUGGAGGAUCAUGUUCUGACCAAGAAUUUGUACAAAAAGCUGCAGCAAGACGCAGGAUAUGGCGAACACAAAAGGAACCACGAGGUAGAAGACAUCACAAUGGAGGAACUGAAAUGGAGCAUCGCCAAGCAUGCCGUCGCCGAAGAGCUGGUAUUCUACCCAUUGCUGGAGAACCACAUGGGGAGUGAUGGGAAGCGCCUGGCGCGUGAAUCGCGCGACGAUCACGAGAAGACGAAGAAGGCCAUGGACAAGUUGGAUGGGGUCCCGAUGCCCGACUGCCGACCGAAUUUGGAUAUCAUGAUGACGGAGUUGAUUGAGCAUAUGGAAAAGGAAGAGACCCAGGAUCUGGUGGAAGUCCGUAAACAGUUGUCCAAGGAGAAGUUGGUUGAAGCGGCGAAGGAGUUCGAACUGUGCAAGAAGUUUGCGCCGCAGGCCGGAAAAGAAUUGAAACUGCCGUUUGAUACCGCCAACCAGCUGAUGCAGGCUCCCCGUUAUCGACUGGCUCAACUGAUCGAAGAAUUUGGAAAGAAAACCGAUGAGAGUGCUGACGCGGGUGGAACGGAUAAGCGUGACGAUGAGCAGGAGCAGGAAGGCGGUGGUCACUACAACCUUCGCCAGCGCGACAAUCAAGGCCACGCGGUGUGCGAGGAAAAAGAGAAACUGGAUUUGGGGCACGGCGAUGACGAAGGCCCGCAGUUGGCCAGCCACAAGCACGCGGAGAAGAACGGAAGUGGGGCGGAGUCCAACGGAGCCGGGAAAAAAAGCCCAUCAAAGACCGCAUCGCCCAAUCAGAAGCAGGGCGGACAGCGUGCCGGGGACGCCGGUGAAGAGGGCACGGGAAAGCGCAAAGAGGAAGACGACGAGAGUCUGGAGCCCAGCCACAAGAAGCUGGCUAUUCGAGAGGAUAACGAAUCUGGUGGAACGGAAAACGACGCAGAAAUGAAGUAAUCCUCGGACUCUGAUUCAUUACUUGGUAGUAUUGGUUUUUCGCUCAUUUAUCAAAAUAUAGAAUGAUCUUUUUUUGGCUUAAGUUUCCGUGUUGGCUUCCUUUUAUCGGUUCCGAAUUCUGAUUGUUCGCGGAAUCUGGUAUCUCAUUUUUUAUCUCAUUUUAUGACAUAGAAUUGAGUUUUUUUGUAUGGGUUUUGGGCAGUGAUCUGCCGGUGCGAUAUUGCUUUCGUAAAAGAAUGGUGUUUGGAUUGUGUAGUAAGAGGUAAAAUUAAAAAUGCAAAACAUA